This is a messenger RNA of Rhipicephalus sanguineus (brown dog tick), 1829 nucleotides long. Its product is annotated as methanethiol oxidase. Gene Ontology annotation, molecular function: selenium binding. NCBI's taxonomy places the organism in Eukaryota, Metazoa, Arthropoda, Arachnida, Ixodida, Ixodidae. The coding region runs from base 177 to 1595 and encodes 472 amino acids. The transcript is spliced from 11 exons. The record is from RefSeq and is a predicted model, not a curated record.
UCGCGGCGCUGCAGCUGGGUUUUGCCGCGCUCUCAUAGGCGGCACACACCGGCGCCGAUAGGAAGCGCGCUGCCCGGCCAUAUAUCCGUCGCACGCUCUGCUCGUCGGCAUUGUGUGGGGCAUCAUCCCAGGGCCCUGCGAUUUCAAGACUUUAACAGCAUCCGAAGAGAAGCACCAUGGCAGGCUGCUGUGAGGAUGAGUGUCCCGUGGGUUACGCCUCCCCUUUGGAGGCGGCCGCCAAGGGUCACCGUGAGAAGAUCGUCUACGUUCCUUGCAUCGUGCCUUCCAAGGAGAGACCAGACUACCUGGCGGUCGUCUGCGUCGACCACGACUCGCCAGACUUUUGCAAGGUGAUCUACCGGCUUUCGAUGCCGUACAAAGGAGACGAGCUUCACCACAUGAACUGGAACACAUGCAGCAGCUGCUACGGCAAGCCCAACAAGCGGCGCAACCGACUCAUCCUGCCUUGCCUGAACAGCGACCGCGUAUACGUGGUCGACCUCAGCCACAACCUCAAGAAGCCCACUCUGCUUAAGGUCGUGGAACCCGAAGAGAUGCACGCUCUUGGACUGGCUACACCUCACACGCCCCACUGCCUCGCCGAUGGCAACGUCAUGGUCAGCACAAUGGGCAAUCCUGACGGAAGCGCCAAAGGCUGCUUUUUCAUUCUGGACGGUAGCACGCUGACGCUUCGCAAUGCGUGCGCACAGCCGUGCAAAUGUGCGGACUUCGGCUACGACUUCUGGUACCAGCCUCGGCACAACGUCAUGGUCAGCAGCCAGUGGGGAGCCCCGUCUGCCUUCAAGAAGGGCUUCGACUUGAAAGAUGUCGAAGAUGGAAAGUACGGCACUCAUAUAGACAUCUGGGAGUGGCCUGGAUUGGUUCAUCAGAAGAGCCUAGAUUUGGGUACCGAAGGGUUAAUGCCCCUGGAGGUUCGGUUCCUGCAUAAUCCGAAAGCCAGCGAAGGCUACGUCGGCUGCGCUCUGGGAAGCACUGUCUGGAGGUUCUUCAAGGACCAGGACGGUUCAUGGAGUGUUGAAAAAGUCAUCACUAUUCCACCGAAGAAAGUGAAGGGCUGGAUUCUUGAAGACAUGCCUGCGGUUAUCACGGACAUACUGAUAUCCCUGGACGACAGGUAUCUCUACAUCGUCUGCUGGAUUCACGGCGACAUUCGUCAGUAUGACAUCACCGACACCCGACAUCCGAAACUCGUUGGUCAGGUUUUCACCGGUGGUUCCAUCUACAAAGGCGGUCCAGUCACCGUCCUUCACGACGAAGAGCUCAAAGAGCAGCCCGAGAGGUGCGUCAUCAAGAACAAGGCCGUAGAAGGUGCCGGCCAGAUGUUGCAGCUUAGUUUGGACGGCAAGCGACUGUACGCCACCACGUCGUUGUACAGCGCCUGGGACAAGCAGUUCUACCCGGAGCUGAUAAAGAAAGGAGCCAUGAUGCUUCGUGUAAAUGUGGACAACACCAAGGGUGGCCUGUGCAUCGACCGAGACUUCCUGGUCGAUUUCGGCGAAGAGCCCGAAGGUCCCGUGCUGGCACACGAGAUGCGCUUCCCGGGUGGAGAUUCCACUUCGGACAUCUGGCUCUGAAAGCAGCGUACGCAUGCUUGGACGCUAGACACCGGCCCGAACACUUUCGAUCCGAAUCCUGCGCGGCUUCGAUUUGCUUCGCUUGAGGCCAGUGGCGUUGUUUGGUGUGGUCACGAAGACACGACGUAUACAAUGUUGUCGACUUGUCUCGAAAACACAUCUGUAGUUCUGACAGUUCCUUUUGUCCUUUUUGUUGCAUUUCGUAGGUAAAAUAAAUGUGACCCAUGUAACGGG